GUAUAUGGUAUCGUACGGCAGCGCUAAUAAGAUGAUAAUCGUCCAGUACGAGUACGAGUAGUGGAAAGAAAAGAAACCUCGCCAUCUUGACCCAUAACAUCUUUCACGUCAUUUUUUAAUUUGUCUCAGCCAAACUGAAGUGAUCACAACGAAUUUCAUCACAAUGAAAUUUCAAUUCGUCGGAUCGUUUCCAACUUUGGUUGUAAUCGUCGCUGCCCUUUUUCUCGGUGGGAACCCUCUAAAUAAUGUUUUCGCUCAGAUCGAGUCCGCAACCAAUUCUGCUGCUUACGAUAAAAAUGCCUGCCAACCCGGCUCCCACGACGUUCCAAACCCAUACCCCGCCGCCGAUCUGGUGGCACCUGAUCACUUUUACGUCAAAAUGCCCUCGACCGUCUCUGAUGGCAUUCCCAUCAUCUUUGAGGUAAACCGGACCUGGUCACCGUUCGGUGCCGAUCGGUUUUUUGCCCUCGCCAAAGACAAUUAUUUCGAUUGUGCAGCAUUCUUUCGGGUAAUUCCCAGUUUCGUCGUUCAGUGGGGGAUCGCUUCCGACCCAGUGGAGACCGUAAAGUGGGGCACGGCAAUCCCAGACGAUCCCGUGAUGGAAUCCAACACCAAGGGGAUGGUCUCGUUUGCCACUUCAGGACCGGGGACCCGCACAACACAGAUAUUCGUCAACACAGCAGACAACAGCUUUUUGGACACGCAAGGGUUUUCUCCCUUUGCCCGGGUUGUCCAGGGGAUGGAAGAAGUAUUUUUGGGGAACAAUAUGUAUGUCGCGGACCCAGUUCCCAACCAAUUUACCUAUGAGUCCGAGGGAAACGCAUGGAUUUUGGAAGACUAUCCGGCCAUUGACAUCGUCAAGGGCUUGCCGCAAGGAGACAGCGUAACAAAUACAACUACGGAAGUCAUGUUGACUUUGGAGGAGAAGCCUGACGAGGAACAAGAAGAACUUGAAGAAAAUCCUUUUGAAAGCGAUAGCAGCAGCGGCAGCAGCAGCAGUGAUAUCAGUAGUGAUGCCAGCAGUAGUGCCAGCCCAUCAUUGUGGACUAAAAUAUGGAGCACAACAACUAUUUUUGCAUCAACUUCAAUCAUCGUAGUCGGAUGGUAAUGUAAUCAACAUGCAAUUUUCCAAAACGGAUGAGUUUGAUGACUGCCUAUUUCAAUGAAAUAUUUGUCGUCUUCUUCAAUGUCGUGACAAUGACGCAUGUGCAUGCCACUUGAAUAGUAAUGGUCAUGCAUUGGAUUCAUUCUCAGUACCCCCUUUGACAUCUCUCAGUAAAUCAUAACCACAACA
Pseudo-nitzschia multistriata is the source of this 1294-nucleotide messenger RNA. NCBI's taxonomy places the organism in Eukaryota, Bacillariophyta, Bacillariophyceae, Bacillariales, Bacillariaceae. The record is from the annotation of a GenBank genome assembly.